Molecule: messenger RNA, 1628 nt
Organism: Fomitopsis serialis
Lineage: Eukaryota; Fungi; Basidiomycota; Agaricomycetes; Polyporales; Fomitopsidaceae
Exons: 7
Coding region: 99-1238 (379 amino acids)
Source: RefSeq, a predicted model, not a curated record
UGGAGGACUAGCGCGACCGUCGCCGCCGUCCCCGGCGUCCACGUCGCCUCCCCCGCACCGCCAGAACCAGUCGAAGUCCCUCUUGUUUUGCAAACGGCAUGGACCAACCACCUCCUACUGUCCAGCAAAAGUACCAGCCGCCCCAGGGUCCCAUUCCCCGACCCUUCGGGACACCUCUGAACGGCGCCAUCGCGCUCCAGCAUGAAGACCCGCGCACACGCCUCGAAGACGCGCUGAAGCGGUCCGUCACUGUCGUCUUCUGGUACAAGCCCGACAGCCCGCCGAUUCGGCUGCACGGCGAAGUCGCGACGUUCCCGCUUUUCCAGCUCUCACAGUUCGCGCAUCUCGCCGCCGAUCUGGGGCUCGCGCCCGCGGCGUAUGUAGACGCAUACAACCCGUACGCACGCGCUUGGGAGCAACAGACGAUCAGCGCCGUCCGCGCGGUAGAGAGCGAGCAGCGGCUGCUGUUCCGUGGUCUUGAGGACAGUGAAUGCCCUAGCCUCGGUGAGGAAAUCUGUCUGCAGCCUCCACCUCCCGUCGUCGCUUCCAAGAAGCGUUCCUCGCCGGACAUGAAGUACGCAAGAGUAGAACCCUCCCCGCCCCGUCCCAUGUCGCCUGGCGCGAGCACCAUGCCCUCCCCUUUCGUCGCCGUCGACCCGUGUCCCUCCAAACAAUCCCCCGACUUCGAGGGCGCGCCCACCCAGCUCACAUUCCAAACGCUCCCGCUCGUGAAGCGCUGGCCGAACGACUACACCGUGUUCGAGCUCUCCGCCGGCUUUCGGCAGAUGGACGUGCUCGUCGCGCAGCAGCCGUCGCUCACGCAACGUACCGCGUUCGAGCGCGUGUUCCACUGCCGGUACGUCAAGUCGACCGUGUGUCGGCAUCGCGGGGUGUGGCGGCGCGCGCCGAAGGAGCUCCGCGAGACGUUCGAGCGCAUGGGCCAGGACGAGCGCGGGCUCUGGAGCGAGUUCCUCAAGCGCAUCGAGGGCGGGACCGGGCGGACGGACACGGUGGGGAGGAAGAAGCAGCUGGCGGCGAUGGCGGAAGCGGGGACGGACGGCGAUGAGCAGGUCAUGCUGACGUCGCAGUCUGAUGCUGUGGCAGAUGAUGACAGCGGGCCUGUGAUGGACUUGUAUGGCGAAGAUGACGAAUCUCAGCGGAUCGACUUGGGUGCACCGUCGGGACUCGGCAUACAUGCGGGAGGUCAGUACUACAACCAGUGCGACCUUGGCGGUUGAGUUGAUGUUGAGGCAACACAGGCUGCGGCGGGGAUGCGAAUCAUAGCGGUUUACCCGGGGACGUAUCUUAGUCUGCGUGUAAGUACAAUACCAUCGCCUGUCUUAUCUGCGUAGUAAGUUAAGCCAUAUACUGUCCCGUUCUAUGUUUGCCGCAUCUGAUCCUUUUCGGCUGUCCGUCAGACCAGCUUGUCUCAAAGGAGGCAAAGUGUUUUAGGCUCAGUAUGUCGACAUGUAACAUCGACACGGUAUACCGCGUCCAACGAUAUGGCGAAACAGUCCAUGACACCACGUUCUCGCUGCACACGGGUAAACGAUAGUAUCUCUUUUUGCUCAGUCAGCUUCCACAGCGAAUACAGCAUGCUGCCGAUACAGCUUCACACAUAGUCGAGG